Molecule: messenger RNA, 5599 nt
Organism: Cherax quadricarinatus
Lineage: Eukaryota; Metazoa; Arthropoda; Malacostraca; Decapoda; Parastacidae
Source: RefSeq, a predicted model, not a curated record
GUGCACAUGAUACUUGUUAAAAUGGGUCUUGAGUAUGGUGUGCCAAAUAGUGGCGUGCUCUGGGUGUUCUGGCUCACUAUGUUGCUGUGUGGACUCCCUCAACUCUACACUGUUAUAAUAUCCACAGUAAAUUUGAAUGCCAAGUACCCAGCAGUGAUGGUUGCAACUUUCCUGGUACAAUAUUUGAGCUCCAUUGUUAUGUUCAUCAGCCACUGCUGCUCUGAUGUUGAUUCCAGCAUCCAUAGCCUCGAUAAGACCAAGAAUCCAAGUCCAGAGAUGUGGGCAUCGUUUCCCAGCAUCCUUACCUUCAACUGGUGCACCAAUCUUGUAUGGAAAGGCUGGCGUCGCCCAUUGACCACUGCUGAUCUCUGGGAGAUGUUGCCUGAAGACAAUGCUGCUUCUAAUGCUGCUUUGUGGGCCUCAACUGUUGCCAGCUGGAGGAAGGGACAGACAAGUGCAAGUCUUCACGAUCAUUGUCACGUUCUUCAGUCUUCAGCUGAGGAUGUAGAAGAUUAUGAGGUUCCUGUGCUGACGAUACUGUUCAAAGCUUUCUACGUUUCAUUUUUUGUCACUGCCAUUAUCGUAGUGUUGGCAGAGUCCUCCAGAUUUAUCAGUCCUUAUAUCUUAGGGCUGCUUAUCCGGUUUAUAAAUGAUGAAGAUCAACCUGUGUGGAUUGGAUACUCUUAUGCUGCGAUUCUUUUCAUCUUCUGCGAAUUCUUCUCUUUCAUGAGAAAUGCUGCAUUUAAGCGUUUCUUCAUGCUGAACACGAGAAUAAAGGCCUCCGUCAUGGCAGCCGUUUAUCGUAAGGCACUGCGACUAUCUGCUUCAGCUAGACGUGAGUUUACAUUAGGGGAUAUUGUCAACCUGAUGGCCGUGGAUGCUCACCGACUGGGUGCUGCUGCGCAGGUUCUCAGUCAGAUGUGGGGAAUACCAGUUAUCUUCAUCCUCUCCUUCACCUCCCUCUGGCAGAGGCUUGGACCAGCAGUGUUAGCAGGCAUAGGAAUAUUGAUAAUCCUGAUUCCUAUCAAUGCUGUCAUAGUCAGCAAAUUGAAAAAAUUACAGUCAGAUCAAAUGAGGUUCAAAGACAAGAGAGUCAAAUUGAUCAGUGAGAUCAUCAGUGGAAUUAAGGUUUUGAAGUUUUAUGCAUGGGAGCAGUCCUUUGCCAAGCAGGUCGAAGAUGUCAGACUUCAGGAAAUUCGAAUGCUGAAGCAAGGAGCUUUUCUUCAGUCUCUGAGCGCCUUCAUCUGGAACAUUACUCCUUAUAUGGUAGCACUGACCACAUUUAUGACAUAUCUCCUGGUAUCAGACGACAAUGUGUUGGAUGUUGAGACUGCCUUUGUAUCUAUCGUGCUCUUCAAUCUUAUGCGAAUACCUAUCAACCAGCUGCCGAACCUUAUUGCCCAGCUUAUUCAGGCGGUGGUGGCGCUGAAGCGAAUGCAGAAGUUUAUCUCUGCUUCUGAGUUGGAUCCUGCAGCAGUGGGCAGUGAUCCUUCCAAAAAAAACACAUCAAUUUUUGUGACGGGACAGUUCAGCUGGAGCUCUGGCAGUGAAACCGCCAACUGGAAGCUGUGCGACAUAAAUCUUGAGGUGAAGACUGGACAGCUGGUUGCUGUGGUUGGUUCGGUUGGGGCGGGGAAGAGCUCACUGCUCUCAGCACUAUUGGGAGAGAUGACUAAAGAAGCUGGUUAUGUCUUCAUAAAUGGAACAGUAGCCUACGUGUCUCAACAAGCAUGGUUGCAGAAUGCCACCAUAAGAGAAAACAUUACAUGGGGUCUGCCUUUCGAGGAACAUCGCUAUCACGAUAUUUUACGAGCGUGUGCUUUACAACUAGACAUAGAUAUGCUGCCUGCUGGUGAUAUGACUGAAAUUGGAGAGAAUGGCAUCAACCUUAGUGGUGGGCAGAAGCAGCGUAUUGCUCUUGCAAGAGCGACCUACAGUAACACAGACGUACUGCUCUUGGAUGACCCACUCAGUGCUGUUGAUGCACAUGUUGGUCGUUACAUCUUUGAUCACAUUAUUGGCCCAAAUGGUUUACUCAGACACCAGACCCGAGUUUUGGUGACCCAUUCAGUGACGUUCCUGCCACUCGUUGAUCAGGUGAUAGUGAUGAACAAUGGUCGAAUGGUAGAGAAAGGAAGUUUCAGUCAACUAAUGGCACAAGGAGAUGAUUUUGCUACUUUUUACCUCCAGCAUAUGAAAGAGGAACCUGCUGAUUCUUUCGAUGAAGACUCCUACCCAGGUGAUGAUGGGAUGACUAGCCUGUAUAAGCCCACUGCUGAGGGACAGUGUUACGUGCCUCAGUUAUCUCAGUGUAACAAGAAGGAAGAAAACGUCAGUGUCAGAACACCCCAGAAGGAAAUUAUUGCAAGUCCCAUUCCUCAAGACUACAUUCAGCAUAUCUCUGAGAGUAACACUGACACAACAACAGCUUUAUGCAGUGGUGCUGAGGAUAAUACAAAAGUUACUAAGAAUUAUUCUGAUAAGAGCAGAGAGUUGCUCCAAGAGUCACAGGAUUGUGAGAGUGCAAAAUUUGAGCAUCAGAAUAAGAUUUCUGCAAGCAUGUCAAUGUUACGUACAAAUGGUAACAAUUGUAAUGGUGUGAAAGGAAAUGCUGAUGAAAAUAUUACAAAGAAACCAAAUGAAGAUUGUGAAAAAGAUGAGUUUUCCUCUUUGUCUUUAAAGAAGAUGCCUAGAGUAUGGUUUGAUGGUAUUAAAAAUGCUAAACAAACUGAAGCUCACAAAUGCAUCACAUAUGACACUGUUGGUGGUAGGAAGAAAACAUCCAGGCAUCAAACAAAUGUACAAUUGAAAAUUAUUGAUAAUGCGAAGAACAUGAAGGAAAAGAGAGGUACUAUUGUCCAGGAGGAGAAGUCACAAACAGGAAAGGUGUCACACAGAGUGUACCUUGCAUAUGGUAAGGCAAUGGGAGCUGCAUAUGCCAUUUUGCCGAUUGUGUGUAUUGCUCUUGCUCAGGGAAGUCAAGGUGGCAGUAAUGUAUGGCUCUCCCAGUGGGCAAGCUCAUCGAACACUAAUGCCACUACAGGGAACUUCGGGAGGACAGCUUUCCUGAGUGGGUAUGGUGUGUUUGGUGUGGCUCAGGCAUUCUUCUUUUUCGUGGGCAUGUUGUUGGUGAUGCUGGGCUGCUUGAAGGCUGCUAAGGUCCUGCAUAAGCAACUCCUAGAAAGUGUAAUUCAUUUUCCCAUGAGGUUCUUUGACACUAACCCAAGCGGACGUAUCAUCAAUCGAUUCGGCAAAGAAAUUGACAUACUGGACAAUGUUCUUCCAGGGGCCACAAGAGCCACAAUCAAUACCUUCUCAAGUGUAUUGACAGCCUUAAUUAUUAUUGUGGCUGCUACUCCUUUGAUCGGAGCAUUUGUGGUGCCCAUAAUGUGUGUAUACUACCUGGUUCAGCUGUUGUACGUGGCCUCGUCUAGACAGCUGAAGCGAAUUGAGUCAUCUUUAAAGUCGCCCAUUUACUCCCAUUUCGGUGAAACUGUUCAAGGUAAGUUAUGUGAUUACAGCAUACUGCACUUGCUCUGUUGAUCAUUUUCUGUUGUGCGCAGUCACUUGUAAUCACUGUUCUUCACUGAGUCUAAUAGAACUUCAUGUUUGUUUCCUUUAUAUGCAGUAUAUAGUGGAGCUCUUUAUGGCAUUUUCUCUCCCAGGUGGCUUGGGGUGAGGUUAGAGUUAAUGGGGAACUUCAUCACUUUAGCUGCAUCUAUCUUAGCUGUGGCCAUGAGAGAUACGCUGAGUUCUGGUAUUGUAGGACUCUCCAUAACAUACGCCAUCAAUGUCACAAACAUGCUCAGCCAGCUGGUUCGCCAAACAUCAGAAAUGGAAGCCGAUGUUGUAUCUGUUGAACGCAUUCGAGACUAUAUACAGAAAGAAACUGAGACUAAGUUGAGAACAACAGGACCUAAACUGUCACCUCUAUGGCCCGAGAAAGGCAGCAUUGUAUUUGUGAACUAUGAGGCUCGCUACAGACCUCAAUUGGAUCUUGUACUGCGAGGUAUCACCUGUACUUUCAAGCCUGCUGAGAAGAUAGGAAUUGUAGGAAGAACUGGUGCAGGCAAAACUUCCAUGACUCUUGGCCUGUUUCGUCUCAUUGAAGCUGCCGGAGGUCACAUUGAAAUUGAUGGUAUCGAUAUAUCAAAGAUUGGCCUUCAUGAACUACGAAGGCAACUCAGUAUUAUUCCUCAGGAGCCUGUACUCUUUAGUGGGACUAUUCGGCUAAACCUUGAUCCCUUUGGAACCCACUCUGAUGAUUCUUUGUGGCAAGUAUUAGAGCUGGCACACCUCCGUGACUAUGUUCGAGGGCAACCACUUGGACUACAGCAUACUGUUGAUGAAGGAGGUGCAAACCUCAGUGUUGGACAGAGGCAGCUUGUGUGUCUUGCUCGGGCUCUUCUGCGCAAGUCUCGGAUUCUGGUGUUAGAUGAAGCAACUGCAGCCAUUGACCUGGAAACUGAUGACAUUAUCCAAGCUACCAUCCGUUCACAGUUUGCAGAGUGUACGGUGCUGACCAUUGCUCACCGUCUCAAAACCAUUAUGGACUAUGACAGAGUGCUGGUACUAGAGAAAGGAAAGGUGGCAGAAUUUGACUCGCCAGACAACUUACUAGCGGAUCAAAACUCUAUUUUUAGCAGUUUGGCUAGGGAUGCUGGCAUCUUUUAAGUCAACAUUACAGCAGUGAUGCGCUUUCUAAACAUGGAUGUUGUUAAUACUGUAUUCAUUAAUUAUUAUUGUAAUCAAAUAGAAGCACUAAACCUACAAGGGUCAUACAGCACUGCCGGGCAAGGAGGGGUGCAGGAGUAAUGGGUAGCAAGAGGGAGAGGGAUGAUUAUUAGGUCAUGGAGUGUAGCAGGGCAGUGGACAGAGCAAGGGGUAGAUGGUAGCAAGAGAUUGAGGUAGAAAGGGCCGUGAGGAGUACUAGAGGCAUCGUCAUCAGAGUUUGUGCAGUAAAUCAGUUCCUGUCAAAAAGUCAGUGAGAGAGUCUGGGUUAAAGAAGGGUCUAUCAGCAAGAAGGGAAGUUAAAGUAAGGACAGUAGAGCGGUGACAAUGUUGGAGGUAAAUUCUGCAUGCUCGUUGAUAGAGUGGACAGUCCAACAGAAUGUGGCUAACAGAAACUGGAACCUGACAAUUACAUAAGAACAUAAAAACACAAGAAUAUAAGAAAGGAAGAACACUGCAGCAGGCCUGUUGGCCCAUACUAGGCAGGUCCUUAACAAUCCUUCCCAUUAACAAAAUAUUUGCCCAACCCAAUUUGCAAUGCUACCCAAGAAAUAAGUUUUGAUGAUUCUAUUUACUCAUUAUGCAAGUCCCACUCAAAUCCAACCCCUCUCGAUCAUGCAUUUUUUUUUUUUUUUUCAACAAGUCGGCCAUCUCCCACCGAGGCAGGGUGACCCAAAAAAGAAAGAAAAUCCCCAAAAAGAAAAUACUUUCAUCAUCAUUCAACACUUUCACCACACUUGCACAUUAUCACUGUUUUUGCAGAGGUGCUCAGAAUACAACAGUCUAGAAGCAUACACAUAUAAAGAUACACAACAUAUCCCUCCAAACUGCCAAUAUCCCAAACCCCUCCUUUAAAGUGCAGGCAUUG